Molecule: messenger RNA, 969 nt
Organism: Cylindrotheca closterium
Lineage: Eukaryota; Bacillariophyta; Bacillariophyceae; Bacillariales; Bacillariaceae
Source: the annotation of a GenBank genome assembly
AUGGAAUCAGAAUCGCUUCGAGUCAGCAAGAAGCAAGCACCACACAGUGGUGUCUCGAAAUCAACCAACGGCUCUUUGACGACGACGACGACAACAACAACAACAACGACUCUAGUUUCCAUGAACGUUGCGGGAUGCGUACCUUCGCAAAUGGCACCAGAAUCUUGGACUCAAAAGGACUCUAUUGAUGCAGUCCGAUCUGAAGUCAUCUCGCAUCGCCCCGAUUGGAUCGCACUCCAAGAAUCCCCCGGUGGUGUGGAACUGGUCGAUCAAGUCUUUGGCCAGCAAGGAUACAAAGCAGUUGGGGCGACAUACAGUCAUGCAGAUCAAGUGGUGCUGCUUGUCAAGAAAGACAUCAAAUCCAAGUUGAUUCCCAUGCCGGGUCUGCCAGUGAUUAUGGCCGUGUUCGACGUUGGUGAUGGUGGUGGUGGUGAGCCUACUACUGCUGAGCCUCAUCGGAUCUUGGUAGCAAGCGUCCACCUGGAACCAUUCAAACAAGGAAAUCGCAAACGCGCCGAACAGAUGGAAGCAAUUGUAGAAAAGGCCAAGUCCCUUGCCAUUCCUGUUGUGAUUGCAGGGGACACCAAUAUGCGUCCAACCGAAGACACUGCAAUGGAGGAAGACUUGCAACUCUUGGAUGUUUGGAAGUUGGCUGGAAGCAAUCCGAGUACGCAGUUUACCUGGGAUACGAUAGACCAUCGCAAUGAUGCGACAGAAAAUGGCCAAGAAGACCUUGACCCGAAGGAAGGAUAUUUCAAUCAGUACUAUGGACAAAGUACUCGUCAAUAUACUGCCCGAUAUGAUCGAAUCUACAUUCAUCAUGAAAAUCAUUCGAUCGAUCUUAUGCCUACUGAUAAUGGCUCGCCAGUAACCUUUGGAUUGAUUGGAAAUAAACCCAUGACAUCAAAGCUGGACUUUUUGUCUGACCAUUUUGGAGUUGUUUCAACGCUGCCAAUUCAAUGGAAAUAG